Molecule: messenger RNA, 2044 nt
Organism: Raphanus sativus (radish)
Lineage: Eukaryota; Viridiplantae; Streptophyta; Magnoliopsida; Brassicales; Brassicaceae
Product: eukaryotic translation initiation factor 3 subunit D
Biological process (GO): translational initiation
Cellular component (GO): cytoplasm; eukaryotic translation initiation factor 3 complex
Molecular function (GO): translation initiation factor activity
Source: RefSeq, a predicted model, not a curated record
GGGUUUCCGCCAUCCGUCGCUAACAUAAAAAAAGUGUUUUUUCACUUAACGCAUCUUCUUCCCCUCCCCUCGACGAAAUCUCUCAAGCACAAUGGUGUUGGAAGCAUUCGAAGCCGUCACCGUACCAUUCAACUCCGAUGGCUGGGGUCCUCCAGACGCAUCCGACACUUCCUCCACCAGCGUCGCGGCAGCGAAUCUCCUCCCUAACGUUCCCUUAGCCUCCUUCUCCCGCGCCGAGAAGCUAGGACGCGUCGCCGACUGGACCCGAUCCAUCUCCAACCCCUCCGCCCGUCCCCCAACCGGAUCCAAAUCCGAUCCCUCCUCAAUCUUCGAUUUCUCCGCCUUCGCCGUGGACGAAGGCUUCGGCCUAACAAACCCCUCCGGAAACCCCGAAGACGACUCCGCCUUCCGCUUAGUCGACGGCAAACCGCCGCCGCGUCCUCGCUUCGGCCCCAAGUGGAGGUUCAACAACUUCCACAACCGCAACCAGCUCCCCCAGCGCCGCGACGAGGAGGUCGAGGCCAAGAAGCGCGAGGCCGAGAAGGACCGAGCACGCCGCGAUCGCCUCUACAACAACAACCGCAACAACCUCCACCACCACCACCAGCGCCGCGAGGCCGCCGCGUACAAAUCCUCCGUCGAUAUCCAGCCCGAGUGGAACAUGCUCGAGCAGAUCCCUUUCUCCUCCUUCUCCAAGCUCUCCUUCUCCGUCCCGGAGCCCGAGGAUCUCCUCCUCUGCGGCGGACUCGAGGCCUACGACCGCAGCCACGAUCGCAUCACCCCCAAAGCCGAGCGUAGGCUCGAGAGGUUCAAGAACCGUAGCUUCAAAGUCACCACCAGCGACGAUGACGUCAUCAGGCGUCUUGCUGAGGAGGAUAAAGCCACCGUGUUCGCAACCGAUGCGAUCUUGGCAGCUCUCAUGUGCGCUCCGAGGUCGGUCUACUCGUAUCUUGUGAUACAGCGCGUUGGGAACAAGCUCUUCUUCGAUAAGAGAGAUGGUUCUCCUCUUGAUUUGCUGUCGGUUCACGAGACUUCUCAGGAGCCCUUACCUGAAGGGAAGGAGGAUAUCAACUCUGCUCAUUCGCUAGGCUUGGAAGCGGCUUUCAUUAAUCAGAACUUUGCUCAGCAGGUUUUGGUUAAGAACGGGAAGAGAGAGGCGUUCGAUGAGCCGAUACCUAAUGUGAGUGAAGGUGAGGAGAAUGCUUCUGUUGCUUAUAGGUAUAGGAGAUGGAAGCUGGAUGAUAGCAUGUACCUGGUGGCUAGGUGUGAGUUGCAGAGCACUGUUGAUCUCAACAACCAGAAGUCUUUCCUCACUUUGAACGCUCUCAACGAGUUUGAUCCGAAAUACUCGGGUGUUGACUGGAGGCAGAAGCUCGAGACUCAGAGAGGUGCGGUUUUGGCUAAUGAGCUGAAGAACAACGGUAAUAAGUUGGCUAGGUGGACUGCUCAGGCGCUUUUGGCUAAUGCGGAUAUGAUGAAGAUUGGGUUUGUUUCUAGGGUUCAUCCUCGUGACCAUUUUAACCAUGUGAUACUGUCGGUUCUGGGGUAUAAGCCGAAGGAUUUCGCUGGGCAGAUUAAUCUCAACACUUUGAACAUGUGGGGGAUUGUGAAGUCGAUCGUUGAUCUGUGUAUGAAGCUGAGUGAAGGGAAGUAUGUUCUUGUUAAGGAUCCGUCCAAGCCGCAAGUUAGGAUUUACGAGGUUCCGGCUGAUGCUUUUGAGAAUGAUUAUGUGGAAGAGCCUCUACCUGAGGAUGAGCAGGUUCAGCCACCUGAAGAGAGCACUGAAGCAGGAGCAGAAACUAAUGGAGCUUCAGAGGAUAAGAAACCCGCUGAUGAGGCCUGAUUAUGGUAAAUGUCAAAGAGUUGUUUUUGAGUUUCUUUACCUUUUAAAUGUUCUAAAGUUCUGCUCUUUUUUUAAGAGCUAAAACGGUUAAUUUUGCUGGUUUAUGCUUUAUCUUAGAGAGAUAUUAUUUCAAUUGUGUAAGAAUUGUUGCACCUUUUGAGUCUUGUUUGAAUUUUGAUCUAAAACGGGUAAUUUUGCUGA